AUGACUACUGGUGACGUAUCGUUUGACCACUCCACAAACUCUGCGCUUCAAAUAGGAUUUAACAAUGGCACUGUGUCGACAACAAUCAAUUUUGUCACUGAGCCAUCUGAAGCCCUGGAUAGGGCGUGUCUGCAGGAUUUGCGAGAAACCAAUCCCAUCCACGACAAAAUCCGCAUUGAGCAACUCAAGGGAGGGCUCUUCAAAGACUCAUACCGCUGGGUACUCGAGAACGAGAGCUUCAAAACAUGGCGGGAAGCUCUGAAUGGCCAACUACUUUGGGUCACAGGUGACCCUGGUAAAGGCAAAACGAUGCUUUUGUGCGGCAUCAUUGACGAGUUGCGGUCAGCUGCUGACAAGGCCACUCUUUCAUACUUUUUCUGCCAAGCUACCGAUGCUCGUCUGAGCUACGCAGUGGGUGUCUUGCGCGGCUUGAUCUUUUUGCUAGUCACUGAGAAUCAUUGUCUUCUGUCCCAUGUACGGAAACGAUAUGACAAUGAGGGAAAACAGCUUUUUGAGGAUACGAAUGCGUGGGCGGCUUUAUCAGGUAUCCUGAAGGAUAUUCUUGAAGAUAAACGCCUGCGCAGCACGUAUAUAAUCAUUGAUGCGCUCGAUGAAUGCGGCACUGACUUACUAAAACUCCUGGACUUCAUUGCUACGAAGUCAUCUGCUUAUCACCAAGUUAAGUGGAUCGUCUCUAGUCGGAAUUGGCCGCUCAUUGAGAAGCGCCUGAAGCUGGCCCAGAAUUCAAGGCUUUGCCUUGAACUGAAUGAGUUGUCUGUCUCGGACGCUGUCAGAGUCUAUAUUCAGCACAAGGUCAGCUGCUUAGCGCAGCGCAAUGAAUACGAUAGUGAUACCAAGGUACGCGUUCAGCGCCAUUUGACUUCGCAUGCGAACCACACAUUUCUCUGGGUAGCAUUGGUCUGUGAACAACUUGCAGAUGUCUCGAGUUGGGAGGUUGAAGAACAAUUGACGACGUUCCCCUCCGACUUGAGGGCUCUGUAUGAGCGAAUGAUGGGGAUUAUUGAUCAAUCUCGCAAGGCAAAGCUUUGCAAGGAUAUACUGGCUCUUAUGGUGACUGUUUAUCGGCCACUGACUCUCGAUGAACUCUCGCCAUACGUGGAUCUGCCAUCCGGAAGCUCCGGUAAUUAUAGGAUGCUAACAGAGAUCAUUAGACUCUGCGGCUCGAUUUUAACGCUUCGCGACGGCACGAUCUAUUUCGUCCAUCAGUCUGCAAAGGACUUCCUUGUGGCAUCUCCUCAUAGGGUGCUCCCGCUUGGAAUAGAUAGUCAACAUCGCACGAUCCUAACACGCUCCCUUCAAACAAUGCAGAAGAAACUUCGACACAACGUGUACAAUAUUCCGCACCCCGGUCACCAAAUAGAGCAAAUCAAGCAACCCAUUCCAGAUCCGUUGGCAGCCACACGGUAUGGAUGUAUUUAUUGGGUUGAGCACCUUUUGAACGGUGAUCCCGAUGGAAACCCGGAGCUCCAUGAUGAUGGCGGUGUGCAUUUAUUCCUACGGCAAAGAUACCUUCACUGGCUCGAAGCUCUUAGCCUUCUUCGGGAGUUCUCAGCAGGAAUAACUGCCAUGGUAAAGCUUGAGAGUCUACUUCAGAUUGAAGGGCAUAGUGAUUCAGUGACUUCGAUUGUUUGGUCCCAGGAUGGGACUCAAAUUGCGUCUGCGUCAUAUGACGAGACUGCCAAAAUCUGGGACUCAACAACCGGACAAUGCGUAUCAACCGUGUCUCUGCAAGGGGUUCACCCCACCACCAGUCCAAUAGCAUGGUCCCCCGACCAAGCCCGAUUUGCAUCCAUGCAUAGUGAUAGUAUCAUUAAUAUCUGGAAUUCUACUGGAGAAUGUCUUCAGAAACUUCACGCUUCUGGUAUAGUGGAUGUGAUUUCCUGGUCUUCUAAUGGGCUCCACCUCGCAUCAGGAUUGGAAGACGGAACAAUUCAAAUAUGGGAUCCUGCUCGAGCCUCUGAAUGCAUUCAACUCCUCCAAGGGCAUACGGAUAUGGUCUUCGUUAUUGACUGGUUUAGCGAUGGAAUGCGGCUGGCAUCGCAUUCACCAGACAAAACCGUUCGAAUCUGGGACCCAAUCACGGGAAAGUGCCUGAGAAUACUUGCCGGAAGGCAUUUUGAAUCUGGCGAUUGUCAAAUUCGAUGGUCAUACGAUGGAAGCCAGCUUGCAACAUUCACAAGUUUCACUUCGACCAUUAGGAUCUGGGACCCGAGCACGGGCAAGGGUCUUCGAGUACUGAAAGGACAUGGCGACGACAUUUCUGCACUUGCCUGGUCUGCCGAUGGGGAAAAACUCGCCUCGGGGUCGAAGGAUCGCACCGUCAGAAUCUGGAACCCCGUCACCGGAGACUGCAUUCUUACCCUCGAGGGACAUGAGAGUUGGGUGGACACGCUUUCCUGGUCACAUAAUGGAAGCCGACUCGCAUCAUCAUCAGAUGGGGUGAUUCGGAUCUGGGACCCAGCCCUCACCCAGUCGGCUUCGACGCUUGAGAGGCACGAGGGCGUAGUCAAGUCGAUCUCCUGGUCGCCUGAUAGAAGCCGACUCGCAUCGGCUUCUGACCGGACGGUCCGGGUCUGGCAUCCGGCCACUGGACGGCAUCUCUUCACCCUGGCUCCUCGUCACGAGGGGAUAGAACGAAUUGCGUGGUCGCCGGACGGAAGAUUCGUGGCUACCGCAGACGGUUCUUACCCGAUUUCAAUCUGGAGUAUGGCUACCAGAGAAUGUCUUGAAGUGAUGGACCGUGGCGUGGGAGUUCAUGCAAUUUGCUGGUCCGACGAUGGAUGCCGACUAGCUUCGGCGGCAUCCGAUAAGACUGCGAGGAUUUGGGAUCCAGCCACCGGGCGCUGUCUUCAAAUCCUUGAACACAGCACGGAGAUUCAAGCAAUUAGCUGGUCCCACGACGGGUCGCGGCUGGCAUCAUCAUGCUGGUCUGCUCGCUGCCAUUCUGCCGUGAUGAUCUGGGAAGCCGCUACGGGAGUGUGCCUCCAGACCAUGGAAUGGCAUGGCGCUCCGGCCGGAUUUCUUGCUUGGUCUUAUGAUGGGUGUCGGCUCGCAUCAGCGCCAGAGCCAGACCCGUCGCGCUCGUCAGACUCUGUUAUCAUAUGGGAUGCAACGGCUGGGCGUCGUCUCCAUACUCUGGAGGGGAAAGCUUUCGUUGAUGUGAUUACCUGGUUCCCUGACGGGUCCCGGCUUGCAACAGCCUCCGAAGAAAGCCCCGUGUUUAUUUGGAAUACAAGCAACGGGCACUGCAUCGCAAAAUUCAGGUUCGGCUCUACCGUUCUCCAGUUCGACAAGCUCAAUCCGAAUUACCUGCACACAAGCGUCGGCACAUUCGAUUUAGCGUCCCUGCCGUCGACCGUGGAUGCUGAGAUAUCUGCCUGGGAUUGGUCUCCUUCACCACCACAGAUCGGGUAUGGUCUGAACAACGAGCAGUCCUGGAUCACGUACAAAGGGAUCAAUCUCCUCCGACUACCCUCGGAGUUUCGACCUACCAGUGUAGAGUCAUUCAUGAUUUCUGGAUCGAUAGUGUCAAUUGGCUGUUUGUCUGGUCGUGUCCUGAUCUUUUCGCUCUCGCACAACCCGAUCAUUAAUAACCCGAUCUCCUCGGAUCUCGAAUUGGGCAUUCUGAUCCAUGGAUAG
Penicillium canariense is the source of this 3660-nucleotide messenger RNA. Its product is annotated as beta transducin-like protein HET-D2Y. Gene Ontology annotation, molecular function: protein binding. Bases 1 to 3660 code for a protein of 1219 amino acids. The transcript is spliced from 3 exons. The record is from RefSeq and is a predicted model, not a curated record. Lineage: Eukaryota; Fungi; Ascomycota; Eurotiomycetes; Eurotiales; Aspergillaceae.